ACGCACUAAUCUGUCAAACAGCAUACACACAUUACGAGUCUUGAGAGGAUUGAGAGUUCAAACGCUUAGUUUUGUGUUUGUUUUUAUAAGCCAAAAAUUGGAUUUUACUUGUUGUCGACAUGGAAGUGGUCAACGUUAAGAAUGUUAUCAUCAAAUAUAUUCCGGAACAUAUUGUUGUCGAAACGUACCGUCUGUCCAACCGUUCGCAAACAACGGACGCUGCCCUGCAACGAACAAGCACCAAAAAUAAAUCGAAUCAAGAUCACCACAAUUGCAACAGUAACGAAGCACUGGACGAAAUCUACUACAUAUCAAUGGACGAGAGUCUCGAUCCGGACAGUGAUGCUGAGAUCGAUUAUGAAGCUGACAGUUCAACGAAGGAUUUCACGGAAGAGGAGUAUUUGGAAGACGAUGUGCAGGAAUUGUUCAUUGAAAGUGGCCAAGACAUUGACGAUGCAGAAUUCGUCGAAUUGGAAUCGCAGGAGACGUUUGAUUACAAGAAGAAUGGUUCGACGCAAGUGUUAAAGGACUGGUUUUUCGAUCAUUUACAUAAUCCGUAUCCUUCCGAGCAGAAAAAGGAAGCAUUUUGUAUAUUGCUGAACAAGACACUUCUUCAGAUAAACAAUUGGUUCAUCAACAUGAGAAGGCGGAACAAAGACAAAAUUGUGCAGGCCAAAUCAGAGAAACCAGAUUUCGAAGACGGAACCACGCACGACAUAAAAUUGGAAGUGGAUACGGCAGACACACCAGCGUCCGUUUUGUACGACUCGUUGCAGUCCCAAGAUGAUUCUCGAACCGAGCAACGGGUCAAUACGUUGCCGAAAAGAAAACGAAAUUCAACCGCCAAUUCACAGUCGCCGGCCAUUUGUGACAUUUGCGGGAAACAGUUCACACAUCGCCGAAUGCUACAGAGUCACUUGAAGCGACAUGAUCCAAGCAAAUGGGACAAAUGUGAGAUCUGCAAUAAAAGUUUUCCGGAUGGUCUGAAGCGGCAUAUGCGCACACAUUCCGGCGAACGACCGUUUACAUGUGACCAGUGUGGUGCUUCGUAUACCCAAUCAUUUGCGCUGAAAAUUCAUAAAGCAUCGCACGAUGAUUCCGGCAAACAAUACUUUUGCGACAUUUGCAGUAACGGCAAAGCGUACUACAAUCGAUUCAAAUUCAAAUACCAUGUGCGCUCACAUUUUGUGGUGAAAACGAUGCGAACCUGUGAAAUUUGCGGCUUCAAGACCAACAAUCUAAAAUCGCACAUAAUAACACGCCACUCAACACUGCGACCGUUCAAAUGCGACAUAUGCGGCGAAACAUUCAAAUUCAAAGCGGUUUACCGAACACAUCUACUCAUCCACUCAGAGUCGACACCGUUCUCUUGCGAUCAAUGCGACAAGACAUUCAAAGCCGAAUAUUCACUGGUGCGCCACAAAGUGGUGCAUUCCGAAGAGAAGAAUUUCAUUUGUCCCAUUUGCAACAAAGCGUUUCUGCUGCAACGAUAUUUGAGUAAGCAUAUGCGAGGACAUACCGGUACGCGGAAGCGGCACGCGUGUACUAAGUGUGACAAAGACUAUUCGAAUGUGACGGAUCGACGACGUCAUAUGGAGAGAGAGCACGGUAUCAUUGAAAUUCCCAAUCCAAAGUAUGCGAACAAUAAAAUGAAAAAAAAGUCUGAAGUGCCUUGUAAGGAUGAUUGAUGUGUGGUUAAGUAAAGAAAAAAAAAUAUA
This is a messenger RNA of Bradysia coprophila, 1718 nucleotides long. RefSeq lists its product as uncharacterized. Gene Ontology annotation, cellular component: nucleoplasm. Gene Ontology annotation, molecular function: DNA-binding transcription repressor activity, RNA polymerase II-specific; RNA polymerase II cis-regulatory region sequence-specific DNA binding. The record is from RefSeq and is a predicted model, not a curated record. Lineage: Eukaryota; Metazoa; Arthropoda; Insecta; Diptera; Sciaridae. Gene Ontology annotation, biological process: regulation of transcription by RNA polymerase II.